GGUUCAGCACUGUUCCCCCGCUGUUCCAGCAACCUGGCUGCUGAACUCUGAAGCAUUGCAGUGGGUACGCAGUGUUUAAGAUGAAGCGCAAAAGAUCCAAGGCUACUCCAGUCAGGCCGAGCUGUAUCUUCAGCUUGUGUAAUCGGCUGCCGUUGUGCCGGAUGCGAAUGCUGCUGCUGUGCCUGUGCCUGCUGCUGGCUCUGACUCUCAGUGUGGGAUUAAUGCUGUCUGACAACGAUGCAGAAGGACCUGAAGAUUUAUCAGCCCCACUACCAGAUCUUAACCAUGACAAAUUGACUCACAGGCCAAGUAAACCCACAGCAGCUCAGGUGAGGCGGCUGCUCUCUCAGGUGAACUGGGCUCGACUGUGGUACGCCCAUCUACAGCCCAUCCUGAUAGAGCGACACCCAGGUUCCCGAGGAAGCCGUAACGCUCAGAGGCACAUUCAGUCGGCGUUGGACUCCCUCACUGCUGGGUGGUCAGUGGAAAUAGAUUCUUUUAACUCUGAAACCCCUCGUGGUCCAAUCAACUUCUCCAACAUCCUGGCAGUGCUGGACCCCACGGCUCCACGCCGCCUGCUUUUGGCUUGUCACUAUGAUACGAAGAUCAUACCAGUAGAACAGGGUGCGCGGGCAUUUGUGGGAGCCAGUGAUUCAGCUGUGUCCUGUGCUAUGUUACUGGAACUGGUCACUGCACUGGACAUACAUUUAAAAAUGAUCAAACAGCUGAUGGCCCCGGUGACCCUGCAGUUAGUUUUCUUCGAUGGGAAGGAGGCUUUUGCGGAGUGGACGUCCUCAGAUUCUUUGUAUGGCUCCCGACAUCUCGCUGAGCACAUGUCCCUGAUUGCACAUCCUCCCGGCUCCGAGGAUACGACCCUGCUGGACGCCGUGGAUCUUUUUGUUCUUUUGGAUCUGAUUGGUUCCCCAAAUCCCAAGUUUGUGAAUUAUUUCGACAACACAGCUCGCUGGUUCAGUCACCUCGUGGCAGCAGAGAAGAGACUCCAUAACCUGGGCCUGCUGUCCUCCCACCCUGAUGAGCAGAUCUACUUCAGAGAGGAUUUAAUCAUGGGACCGGUGGAAAACGAUCACAUUCCGUUCCUGCAGCGAGGAGUUCCGGUGCUACACGUCAUUGCCACACCCUUCCCCUCGUAUCGGCACACAGUGGAGGACACCGCAGAUAAAGUUCACAGUGAUACCGUGGAGAAUCUCACCAAAGUCCUGGUGGUCUUUCUAGCAGAAUAUUUAAAAUUGUAG
This is a messenger RNA of Trichomycterus rosablanca, 1253 nucleotides long. It is a transcript of the gene qpctlb, whose product is annotated as glutaminyl-peptide cyclotransferase-like b. The record is from RefSeq and is a predicted model, not a curated record. Bases 81 to 1253 code for a protein of 390 amino acids. NCBI's taxonomy places the organism in Eukaryota, Metazoa, Chordata, Actinopteri, Siluriformes, Trichomycteridae. Gene Ontology annotation, molecular function: glutaminyl-peptide cyclotransferase activity; zinc ion binding. The transcript is spliced from 8 exons.